CUGCCGCCGCCCGCGCCACCGCCGCCGCCCCCGGGCGCGCUGGACGCCCUGUCACUCAGCAGCAGCCUAGACAGCGGGCUCCGAACCCCCCAGUGCAGGAUCUGCUUCCAGGGCCCCGAGCAGGGGGAGCUCCUGAGCCCUUGCCGCUGCGACGGCUCAGUGCGCUGCACACAUCAGCCCUGCCUCAUCCGCUGGAUCAGCGAGAGGGGCUCCUGGAGCUGUGAGCUCUGCUAUUUCAAGUACCAGGUCCUGGCGAUCAGCACCAAGAACCCACUGCAGUGGCAGGCCAUCUCUCUGACAGUCAUCGAGAAAGUCCAGAUUGCGGCCAUAGUUCUGGGUUCUCUCUUCCUCGUCGCCAGCAUCUCCUGGCUCAUCUGGUCCUCACUCAGCCCUUCAGCCAAGUGGCAACGGCAGGAUCUGCUCUUUCAGAUCUGCUACGGCAUGUACGGCUUCAUGGAUGUCGUCUGCAUAGGCCUCAUCGUUCACGAAGGCUCCUCAGUCUACCGCAUCUUCAAGCGCUGGCAGGCAGUGAACCAGCAGUGGAAGGUCCUGAAUUAUGACAAGACUAAGGACAUCGGAGGAGAUGCAGGGGGAGGGACGGCAGGGAAGCUGGGCCCUAGGACCUCACGGACAGGCCCCCCAUCUGGGGCCACCAGCCGCCCCCCGGCUGCCCAGCGCAUGCGGACGCUCUUGCCUCAGCGCUGUGGUUACACGAUCCUGCACCUCCUUGGACAGCUGCGGCCACCAGAUGCCCGUUCCAGCUCCCAUUCUGGCCGUGAGGUUGUCAUGAGGGUCACCACGGUCUGAAGUGGAUGCCAGGAGCGGGGAUCUUGGGUCAAUGCACUGGCCAGAGAUGAGCUCUCAUGGCUGCUGACCACACUCCUGGCUGGAGGUACCACCUGGACAAGGUGUCUGGGGCACACUUACUGCUCCCACCACUGAGGAUCUCUGCGGGCAGCCUCAAGGUGGAGACAUUGUCUGGCCUCUACUGCCCAUUGAGUAGAGAUACCUGGAUGACAUCCAGCCCUCACUGACAGCUCCUCACACUCAUCCUCGGGCAGCCAGUGGGCAGAUGGGGAGAGCAGCUUUUCUUCCCUGGAGAGAACCAUCCU
Trichechus manatus latirostris (Florida manatee) is the source of this 1112-nucleotide messenger RNA. It is a transcript of the gene MARCHF9, whose product is annotated as membrane associated ring-CH-type finger 9. The annotation marks the transcript as partial. Gene Ontology annotation, cellular component: Golgi stack; trans-Golgi network. Lineage: Eukaryota; Metazoa; Chordata; Mammalia; Sirenia; Trichechidae. The transcript is spliced from 4 exons. The record is from RefSeq and is a predicted model, not a curated record. Gene Ontology annotation, biological process: protein ubiquitination. Gene Ontology annotation, molecular function: zinc ion binding; ubiquitin-protein transferase activity.